AUGUCCUCACACUCAACCCCUUCUAUCACAACACUCUACCCCGAGUAUGCCACCACCGCGCCCCUAGAUCACCUCCGCUCAACAGCUUACUCCUACCUUGACGCCCAAUCACACACCUAUCUCGACUACACGGGCUCCGGCCUCUGCUCUUCUCCACAACUCGCCGCUCACGAAGCCCGCCUGGCCUCCACCCUUUACGGCAACCCCCACUCCGUCAACCCAACCUCAGAAGCCGCCACUCUCGCGGUCGAGCAAACCCGCAAGAGGAUACUGCAAUACUUCAACGCCGACCCAGCAGAAUACGCGGUCGUCUUCACGCCGAAUGCCUCGGGUGCGGCGAGGUUGGUGGGCGAGGGGUACCAGUAUAAGCGCGGAGGAAGGCUGGUAUUGAGUGCGGAUAACCAUAAUAGCGUUAAUGGCCUGAGGGAGUUUGCGAAGAGGUCGGGCAAGGGGGUUAAGGUUGCUUAUGUGGGGAUUGACACAACGGGGGCGAGGGAGCCGAGAGGAGAGAUGAGGAUUAGAGAGGAGGAUGUUGUCAACAAAUUGCCCAAACACACAGGAGUAAAAGGAAAGGUGAAGAAGGUGGUGAAGGUUGGUAAGGAGAUGGUGACUGCGCCGGUUAGGGGAUGUUUGAAUCGGUUCUCUUCCCACCAGCCGAUCUCAGUCCCCACAUCAGAGAAACGCCACUACCAACAACCAGCGGCAGCAAAGAAGCAGGAAAGCGAGCACAGAAACGGCCUCUUUGCCUACCCAGCUCAAUCCAACUUCACUGGCGUCCGUCAUCCACUUCAUUGGGUGCCCCUCGCUCAAUCACGAGGCUACGACGUCCUCCUCGACGCGGCCGCCUAUCUCCCUACCUCCCGCCUCAAUCUCUCAGGGGACAUCAAGCCCGAGUUCAUCAUUGUAUCGUGGUACAAACUCUUCGGCUACCCCACCGGCGUCGGCAGCUUGAUCGUCAAGCGUUCUGCCCUAGCCAAGCUUCGCAGACCUUGGUUCUCAGGAGGUACUGUCAAGGCGGUGACUGUCGGCGUCAAGUGGCAUCAGCUGAGCGACAGGCUAGAAGAAGCCUUUGAGGAUGGGACCGUUAACUUCCUCAGUAUUCCAGACGUGGCGGUUGGACUGGAAUGGUUAGAUUCCAAACACAACCAUCUUCCCUCUACUUCUUCCCCUCGGGGCUCCGGUGAUCACGGAGAGUCAGAGCCAGAGAGGUACGGAGUAGGAGGCAUGGAAAUGCUCGAAACCCGCGUCCGCUGUCUCACGGGUUACUUCCUCUCUCGCCUCCAAAACCUGCGCCACAGCGACGGCAAACCAAUGGUCGAGAUCUACGGCCCAACAUCGACCAAGAUGCGCGGCGGCAGCGUAGCCUUUAACCUCCUCGACGCCCACGGCGCGUACGUCGAUGAACGCCUUGUCGCCCAUGAAUCGGCAGCCGCAAGGAUCUCCCUAAGAACAGGCUGUUUCUGUAACCCGGGCGCGGGCGAGGCCGCAUUCGGACUGGAUAUCUGGGGGUCGUUUUCCCGGUUACCUGUCGGAAAACUGUGGAGGAUGUGGAGGGGGUACAAGCGCGAGGGAAGGGAUAACGGGGAGAUGAGCUUUGAGGAGCUGUUAAGAGUGCUGGGACUGCCGACUGCGGGAGGGAUUAGGGUCAGUUUUGGGGUGGCGAGCAAUAUCAGAGAUUUGGAGGCUUUUAUGGGGUUUAUGGAGAAGACUUAUCGGGAUCGGGUUACGGGGAAGGAGGGGUUGCCGGAGAGGAUGGGGUGCUGA
This is a messenger RNA of Sordaria macrospora k-hell, 1764 nucleotides long. RefSeq lists its product as uncharacterized. The record is from RefSeq and is a predicted model, not a curated record. Lineage: Eukaryota; Fungi; Ascomycota; Sordariomycetes; Sordariales; Sordariaceae.